Molecule: messenger RNA, 2002 nt
Organism: Chinchilla lanigera (long-tailed chinchilla)
Lineage: Eukaryota; Metazoa; Chordata; Mammalia; Rodentia; Chinchillidae
Gene: Bdkrb1
Product: bradykinin receptor B1
Exons: 2
Coding region: 530-1588 (352 amino acids)
Biological process (GO): inflammatory response; immune response; response to mechanical stimulus
Cellular component (GO): membrane
Molecular function (GO): bradykinin receptor activity
Source: RefSeq, a predicted model, not a curated record
CACCGCGGAGUCCUCACGCUUGGGUUCUUGGCUGUGCACCUUGCAUGACCAGCAUACAUGAGUAGAUGUGAAGUUUAGCUCCACACAAGCUCCCCCCGAAUCCUCAGCCUUCAGGGGCCAGCUGUAAGUGGGGAAGUCACCGCUCAGUGCAGGCUGAGGCUGUGUGCCUGCCCAGGAGUCAGGAAGCCAAAACAGGGUCUCGGAGCCUGCUUGCCAGUUACAGGCCUGCUGCGAGGCAGCACUGCAGGCCUCCCAGCGGUUACACAGCAGAGAGGCGCUGAGUAACCUCUGCCUGCCCUCACAUCACGCAGGGAGAGGAGGGCCUCUGUUCCUCCCAACACCACUGGCCUCCUCUGUCUUGAAAGACUGUCGUCUGGGCAGCCCCAUGACCUCCCGGAGCGGAGGUGGUUUUAUUUAAGGCUGCUGUGUGUGCACAGGGCAGCCAGAACAGAAAGCCACGAAGAAGCUGUCACUGGCCAAAACCCAGAGGAAGCCCUAAGCUCUGCUAAUUCUGUCUGCGUCACUGUGGAUGGCAUUCCAGGCCCUCCUAGAGCUCCAGCUGUCCAACCAGAGCCAGCGGCCCAGUCCCAACACCACGUCCUGUGAUGCUGUUCCUGAAGCCUGGGACGUGCUCUACAGAGCGCUGCCGAUGUUCAUCCUCACCAUCUGUGCCUUCGGCCUCCUGGGAAACAUCUUGGUCCUGUCCCUCCUCUUGCUGCCCAGGCAGAGGCUGAAGGUGGCAGAAAUCUACCUGGUUAAUCUGGCGGCUUCUGACCUCGUGUUUGUCUCGGGUCUGCCCUUCUGGGCAGAGAACAUCUGGAGCAGAUUCAACUGGCCCUUUGGAGCCGUCCUCUGCAGUGUCAUCAACGGGGUCAUCAAAGCCCAUCUGUUCAUCAGCAUCUUCCUGGUGGUGGCCAUCAGUCAGGACAGAUAUAGGGUGCUGGUGCACCCCAUGGGCAGCUGGGGGCGCCGGCGGCGGUGGCACGCCCGGGCCAUCUGUCUGCUCAUCUGGGUGACAGGGGGCCUCUUGAGCACCCCCACGUUCCUGCUGCGAUCCGUUGAAGCCAUCCCCGAUCUGAACAUCUCCGCCUGCAUCCUGCUGUUUCCCCACGAGGCCUGGCACUUUGCGAGGAUGGUGGAGUUAAACGUUCUGGGCUUCCUGCUCCCACUGGCUGCCAUCUGCUUCUUCAACUACCACAUCCUGGCCUCCCUGCGAGGGCGGGAAGAGGUGAGCAGGAGCCAGUGUGGAGGCCCCAAGGGCAGCAGGACCACGGCGCUGAUCUUCACACUCGUGGCUGCCUUCCUGGUGUGCUGGGCCCCCUACCACUUCUUCGCCUUUCUGGAGUUCCUGUUCCAUGUGCGCGCCAUCCAGGGCUGCUUCUGGGAGGAGGUCACCGACCUGGGCCUGCAGCUGGCCAACUUCUUUGCUUUCACCAACAGCUGCGUGAACCCAGUGAUUUAUGUCUUUGUGGGCCGUCCCUUCAGGACCAAGAUCUGGGCGCUUUAUAAGCAAUGCACCCCUAGAAGUCGCACUCCCAUGUCCUGGUCCCACAGGAAAGAAAUCCUCCAGCUCUUCUGGAGGAGUUAAAACAGCAGUGCCACAGGAAGCCCAGCAUCCUGUUGCUUCUUUCUGACAUCAUAAAGACUACUGUAGGAGGCUAAAUAAUAGCUGCUAAAGAUACCCAGGACCUGGUCCGGGAGCCUGUGAAUGCACUCUGUGGGGUAAUGAGGACUUUACAGACUUCCAAAUGAGAAGCGAUCCUGGGUUGUCUGGGGACCAAUAAGAUCAGAAGGAUCUUUAUCGGAAGGCAGCAGGAAGGACAGAGUCAGAGACAGGAGGACAGAAGCCUGGGUCUGAGAGACACAAGUGGCUAGGAGUCACGGUUUUCAUGCGUCCUCUAGUGGCAGGAAAAGGCAGGGCACCUGAUUCUCCCCGGUGCUUCAGGGAACCACCAGCCCUGCAGACAGCCUGACUUGAACCCUGAUCUCUACAACUGUAAGA